Messenger RNA from Dioscorea cayenensis subsp. rotundata (Guinea yam), 413 nucleotides. RefSeq lists its product as uncharacterized. Lineage: Eukaryota; Viridiplantae; Streptophyta; Magnoliopsida; Dioscoreales; Dioscoreaceae. The transcript is spliced from 3 exons. The record is from RefSeq and is a predicted model, not a curated record. Bases 1 to 384 code for a protein of 127 amino acids.
AUGGCUCUCAUGGUGAAGAAGCUUAAUCAUCUCUCCAUGACUAUGCCCAAAGGGAGCUCUACUUCUAUUCUCAGGAUGUUUGUCACUUCAUCACCCAUGCCACCUGCCCAGGGUGGCACACCAAACCAAGAGAACACCAUGCAAGAGAUGACCAGUGAUGUCAACCCUGAAUCAAAUGACACAUCUAGAGGCAUUGCUAGCUCUACUACGGAGCAUGUGAUUGAAACUGCUGAAGAGAUGGGAGAACAAGCGCAAGAGAUGAUCCAAGAUGCUUGGAGUUCAGCGAAGGAGACGGCUGAAAGCAAGGCUCACGAGUCCAAGGAAACGAUCAAAGAUUGUGCUGAGCGUGUCAAGCGUGCUAUGAACACCAAGGAACGAAUUUAAUUAAUUAUCAUCAUAUGAAACUACUUAAU